Gekko japonicus is the source of this 1492-nucleotide messenger RNA. It is a transcript of the gene MAPKAPK3, whose product is annotated as mitogen-activated protein kinase-activated protein kinase 3. Lineage: Eukaryota; Metazoa; Chordata; Lepidosauria; Squamata; Gekkonidae. The transcript has 11 exons. Gene Ontology annotation, molecular function: calcium-dependent protein serine/threonine kinase activity; mitogen-activated protein kinase binding; calmodulin binding. Gene Ontology annotation, cellular component: nucleus; cytoplasm. Gene Ontology annotation, biological process: peptidyl-serine phosphorylation; toll-like receptor signaling pathway; intracellular signal transduction. The record is from RefSeq and is a predicted model, not a curated record.
GCUGGGCCCAGACUUUGCGAUUCCUUCUAUGGCCGGCCCCGGCCCCCCUCUUUUGUUACUCAUUUGAAGGCGCAGCAAAGCGACCACCUGUGAGGAGCAUGCGCCCAACGCAGGAGACUCUUUAGUGAAAUCCCAGGAAAUGGAUUACGGCUACUUGAAUAUGAACUACUUGAUGGGGUUAUUUUACUGAAGAGAUUCCCCAGUAAACUUGGGGAAACUGACAGCUACUUUUUUCUGAACUUGGAACUUGCUAUGGAACAAAGUGCCAGUCAGGAAGGAGCCCCUCCAGAGAAUCAUGAGGACAGCAAAGGCAGCACAAGACCCUUGUCUAGUGGAGCUGUCCCGGUCAAGGAGGAAAUAAAGAAAUAUGCUGUUACAGAUGACUACAAAAUCUCCAAGCGGGUGCUGGGUUUAGGCAUCAAUGGCAAAGUAUUGGAAUGCUUUCACAAGGAGAAAGGACAGAAAUGUGCUUUGAAGCUCUUGUACGACAGUCCAAAAGCACGACAGGAGGUGGAUUAUCACUGGCGGGCCUCAGGCUGUCCUCACAUUGUCCAUAUCCUGGAUGUUUAUGAGAAUAUACACCAUGGGAAGAGAUGUCUCCUAAUCAUCAUGGAAUGCAUGGAAGGAGGAGAGCUAACAGUGGGAAUAUUAAUGUGAUCUUUCUCUAAAAUUAUAUUCCUAGAGGCCUCUGAAAUAAUGAGAGACAUUGGAACAGCCAUCCAGCAUCUACAUGCAAUGAACAUUGCCCAUAGAGAUGUUAAGCCAGAAAACCUGCUCUAUACAUCCAAGGGAAAGGAUGCAGUGCUCAAGCUUACAGACUUUGGGUUUGCCAAAGAGACGACGAUACAGAAUGCACUGCAGACCCCUUGUUAUACCCCCUAUUAUGUAGCCCCAGAGGUUCUUGGUCCUGAGAAGUAUGACAAAUCCUGCGACAUGUGGUCUCUUGGUGUCAUCAUGUACAUUCUUUUGUGUGGGUUCCCUCCCUUCUAUUCCAACACUGGCCAAGCCAUCUCCCCAGGAAUGAAGAGAAGAAUUCGGAUGGGGCAGUACGGGUUUCCAAAUCCUGAAUGGUCAGAAGUAUCUGAUGAAGCUAAGCAGCUAAUUCGUCUAUUGUUGAAGACGGAUCCAACUGAGCGGAUGACAAUUUCUCAGUUUAUGAAUCACCCUUGGAUUAAUCAAUCCAUGGUGGUGCCACCAACCCCUCUUCACACUGCUCGGGUCCUACAAGAGGAUAAAGAUCACUGGGAUGAAGUGAAGGAGGAGAUGACUAGUGCUCUGGCUACCAUGAGAGUGGACUAUGACCAGGUAAAAAUCAAAGAUUUGAAAACAUCCAACAACCGUCUCCUCAACAAACGACGCAAGAAACAGAAACAAGGAGGCACCUCUUCAUCAUCUCCUGGAUGUAAUAACCAGUAAAGAGAAGGGAAGAACAUAAAUAUAAAAAGGAACAAUUAGUUCAACUGGCUUCAGCUCAUCUUACUACCAAAAAAAA